UUUAGGGUUUCAUUUUCCCUCUCGAUCAUCACCCAGCUCUGUUCGCAUCGGCCUUUGGAAGUAACAGACUGCGCAGCGUCGUCCCAGCUUCCUCGUCGGUGUCGUUUUGUGCAUCUACGUCUCCGUCACACCAGUUUUCUCCACCAAUCCUCGCCGGCUUGUCAAACGUAGCAGUUCAUCAUGGCCAGUAGCAUUGAAGGAGAUCGCAGGGAACCUGUAAAUGAGCAAGUAGUCGCGAACAUGUAUGCUUCUAUGAGGUCUGAACUGAACCAAAUUUACUCGAAGAUCACUGAACUCGAGAUGGAAGUGAGUGAGCACUCAUUGGUGAUUAAUGCUAUUCAGCCACUCGACCCAUCUAGACGGUGCUAUCGCAUGAUUGGAGGCGUGCUGGUGGAGAGAACCAUCAAAGAGGUCUCGCCUGCUGUGCAGCGCAAUAAGGAGGGCCUUGAGGAGGUCAUUGCCCGGUUGAACGAGGCCUUGGAAAAGAAGAAAAAGGAGAUUUCCGACUUUGAGGCCAAGUACAAAAUUCGGAUAAGAAAGGCCGAUAACAAUGAGAAACAAGAUGAAAGUGCCCGAAAGGAAGGUUCUGCGCAGGGAGUCCUUGUGGGUCCUGCAGGUGGAAGUGAAUGAUUGAUGCGUCUUGCAGUUUUUCCUCAUUUUUGUUUUCUUGCUCUUCCUUAGUUGGAACUGUUUUCAGCUUUUGUUGCAGUGUAAUUAGGCUUUGGAGAUUUGGGUAUUUGGUUGCUCCGAUCGGUAGAAUGUGGAGAUGUUAUUCAAUAUGGUACACUUUACGAUUAGUGGCCUGCUAUGCAAAGGUUUGGAAUGAACUAAAGCUAAACUAACAUGGAUCAUAUCAUGUUUUCAAUUUGAAAUGUAAAAACGUGAGUUUCAGCUUU
Molecule: messenger RNA, 896 nt
Organism: Morus notabilis
Lineage: Eukaryota; Viridiplantae; Streptophyta; Magnoliopsida; Rosales; Moraceae
Product: probable prefoldin subunit 2
Exons: 3
Coding region: 181-630 (149 amino acids)
Biological process (GO): protein folding
Cellular component (GO): cytoplasm; prefoldin complex
Molecular function (GO): protein folding chaperone
Source: RefSeq, a predicted model, not a curated record